This is a messenger RNA of Onychomys torridus (southern grasshopper mouse), 2210 nucleotides long. RefSeq names its product RAB7B, member RAS oncogene family (gene Rab7b). Gene Ontology annotation, cellular component: phagocytic vesicle; lysosome; late endosome. Gene Ontology annotation, biological process: endosome to lysosome transport; phagosome-lysosome fusion. Bases 118 to 717 code for a protein of 199 amino acids. Gene Ontology annotation, molecular function: GTP binding; GTPase activity. The transcript has 6 exons. Lineage: Eukaryota; Metazoa; Chordata; Mammalia; Rodentia; Cricetidae. The record is from RefSeq and is a predicted model, not a curated record.
AGCUAACCUCUUACCAAACCCUUUCACGUUCUCAAACUGGCCAGAUUGAAACUACCACUCUGGGGAAGAGAGGCCCAGACCCAGAACUUCCACCUGUGUGAGGCUCUGAGGCUGCUCAUGAAUCCCCGAAAGAAAGUGGACUUGAAGCUUAUCAUCGUUGGCGCUCUUGGUGUGGGAAAGACCUCUCUCCUUCACCAAUAUGUACACAAAACAUUUUUUGAGGAAUACCAGACCACACUGGGUGCCAGCAUCCUCUCCAAAAUUAUCAUACUGGAUGACACAACUUUGAAGCUCCAGAUCUGGGACACAGGUGGUCAAGAGCGGUUCCGCUCCAUGGUAUCAACGUUCUACAAAGGUUCUGAUGGCUGUAUCCUGGCAUUUGAUGUUACUGAUCCAGAGUCCUUUGAAGCCCUCGGUAUCUGGAGGGAUGACGUCCUGGCAAAGAUCAUCCCCAUGGAGGAGUCAUAUCCCAUGGUGGUGCUUGGGAACAAAAUUGAUCUGGAAGACAGGAAGGUGUCCCAGGAGGUGGCCCGUGGAUGGUGUAAAGAGAAGGACAUGCCUUACUUUGAAGUUAGUGCCAAGAAUGACAUCAAUGUGGUACAAGCCUUUGAGGUUCUGGCCAGCCAGGCACUGUUGAGGUACCAAGGCACUAUAGAGAAUCACCUCAUGGACUCUAUCAAGCUCUCGCCAGGCCAACCAAAGAGCAGGUGCUGCUGACUCCUGGACUUUUCCUUCAGACUCCCACCCGCAACUGUGCAGGCCACUCACUCUAAGCUCAACCCCACCAGUUCCUGGCAUGCCCCUACCAAGCCAGGAGGCUGAGGCAUUGCAGCAGGAGGUCACAGGCAAAUGCUGGCCCCAGAGAAGUUGUCACAGGAGUCUCCAUGGCUCAAGCUCUUCUGCCUCCUCUCCCCUGGCAUAGUCCUGCUCACCUCUGCAGACAGGCUGCUCCCUUGAGCCCUGUGGACCUAUGGCUUCAGAUGACGAUGACGGUGUGGCUCUGCUUCCAUCAGCAGCCAGGCCGAGGAGCCAGGAUAUGGACCACUCACUCCUGACAGGCAGAAGCCAACAGGCCUGAGACUUCCUGUCGCUUCUUCCAGGGAGAAGUGAGGAAACAAGACAAAAGCUAGUGCUCCUGCUUCCCAGGUCCUCAAGCAGCUCCCAUAACUGACCAAGCCUCAGUGUGCCCAUCUGCCAGAUAUGCGGUCCCAAAGUCCCCCACACCCCACUGUGGUUUGAGGACCAGAAGAUGCAUCUAAGCCCCACAUGCAGCUGCAGGCACACACGUUUACUCCUUCAGCAAGGGUUUUUGAUGCCGUCUCUGUACAUUGCUCUGAGGACACUGGUAACACCUGUCCUUAUCUCCCAAAAGACAUCUGGAGAAAGAGAGGCAGCGGGCACGGAACAGGACAGAUGACCGCAAUGAGGUGCUGUUUUAGACAAAGGAGUGCAAGGGGGGGCUUUCCUGUGGAGGUGACAGUUGGGCUCACAGCUAAGGAUGAGCUAUAGGAAGAGCAUGUCAGGAGAGGGAACAGCGAGGCCAAGGCCUGGGGCGAUGGACAGGAAAUCCCGCCUCCAGAGGGCACCGUGAUGAUUUGGUGACUGACCACCAGGGGGCAGCCGUGUCCUCUGCUUCCGGGCUGUGGCCUUUGUUCUGAGGACACUUCAAAAGCUGGUUGUUUCUGUUAAGUACACAGUUGAGGCUUGUUUCCAGGCUCCAGGAAUGUUGAGCUGGGUUGUUGGGUAAGAAUUCAAGUGUCCUGGGUAAAAAACGUCAGGAUCCUUGAUUCAGGCGACAAAGCAAAACCUGUCUGAAGGAGGUGGACAGGAUGAACUUUCAGGGUCUUCCGUGGUCAGGUUCAUGCCUCAUGCCUACUGCAGACAUUCCCUGUCUCCACAAGAGUCUCCUUUCCUGAGUCCUAAGCAGAUCUGAGGUGUUAAUCUGAUCCUAUAGGAAGAAGCACCUGACUAGAAAGAUUCCCUGAGAGGCAGAUGAUCAAGGCACUAAACAGGGGACUGGAGGACCCUGUCUGCCCCCCAGCCUAGCUCUGAAGUAGAAAGCAAACCACCAUGGGCAGUAGUCAACCAUGGGCAGCAGCCACAGGAACAGAGUGCACCCCGGCACACCACUGUCUGUGUUCUUCAGAGAUGAACGCAAUGCCCCCAUCUCUCUCUCUCUCUCUCUCUCUCUCUCUCUCUCUCUCUCUCAC